AUGUCCUCAUCCAGCCGUCCAGUUCAUGUACUGGCGUGCGCAACGGAGUACCGCCAGGAGACUGCGAUCCUGCAACGGAGUGCGGCCCGCAACGGCUGCUCGAUGGCAUUUUGCGAAGUCUCGAUUGAACGAACACACAUUCCAGCAAACGUGCGUGCACGCAUACACGCACACACGCACACGCACGACACAAGAGACUAUGGUCGGUGCAUAGCCAAGCUGGAUCCUCGUGAGAGUCAUACUCGUGACAGGCGAGAGAGAGCUUUGGCGACGCAGAUUAGUGAGGGAACAGUGACCCGCAAAGUUCAAAGCCGGGCUGUUGUGAGACCUGGUAAUGGCAUAGAGGGCUGUAGAAGUUUAGGAACAGAAAAGCCGAGUCCUCGCGAGAGACGAGAGAACUUUAGCGACGGAGUCAGUCCAGAUCCUUGCAUGUUCGGAAUUUAG
Messenger RNA from Symbiodinium sp. CCMP2592, 444 nucleotides. NCBI's taxonomy places the organism in Eukaryota, Dinophyceae, Suessiales, Symbiodiniaceae. The record is from the annotation of a GenBank genome assembly.